AUGACAAUGAGAUUUAUUGAUGAUUGUCCUAAUGGCAAAUUUGACAAGAAGAAAUUUAUCAAAGUUUACAAACAAUUCUAUCCAUCUGGAAAAUUAGACCAUGUUUGCAAAUAUGCUUUUGAUAUAUUUGAUGCCAACGGUGAUGGUACAAUUGAUUUUGAAGAAUUUCUUUUAGCUAUUUCAGCUACAAGUCAGGGUAAUCUUCAAGAUCGUCUUAACCUUGCUUUUGAUAUCUGUGAUAUUUAA
Rotaria sordida is the source of this 246-nucleotide messenger RNA. The record is from the annotation of a GenBank genome assembly. NCBI's taxonomy places the organism in Eukaryota, Metazoa, Rotifera, Eurotatoria, Philodinida, Philodinidae.